GAGAAUGGGCGGGGCUUUAAGAGAAAAGGUUAUAAAUACAGAGACGCACUUCGAUUGCUUAAUUUUAGGAGAAAAGAGUCAUUUAUUUAAACGGGAUUAAACUGGGGGAAAGACAUCUGAUAACUGGUGUUUAACUGGUUUAAAACAUUAAUUGGACAUUUUAUACGAGCUCAUGGACUUCCCUGACUUUAAGAGGAGAAACAAGAAGAAAAAGAGAUGCAGAGGAACGAACUGCUUCAGCAGACGAUUUGAAGAUGUCUACAGACUCCAGGAUGAGGUUCUGGGAGAAGGAGCGUACGCGGUCGUGCAGACGUGCGUCUGUCUGAGCACCAGGACAGAGUAUGCAGUGAAGAUUAUCGAGAAGAGGCCUGGCCUGAGCAGAAGUCGUGUUUUUAGAGAGGUGGAGAUUCUCUAUCAGUGCCAAGGCCACAGAAACAUUCUGGAGCUGGUGGAGUUUUUUGAAGAAGACGACAGAUUCUACUUAGUGUUCGAGAAGCUCAGAGGAGGUUCACUGUUGACUCACAUUCACAGAAGGCAGAGUUUUAGUGAACAGGAAGUCAGUGCUGUGGUGCAGGACAUCGCCAGCGCUUUACACUUCCUGCACAGUAAAGGAAUGGCACAUAGAGACCUGAAGCCUGAGAACAUCCUCUGUGAGCAUAGUGACAGGAUGUGUCCAGUGAAGAUCUGUGAUUUUGACCUGGGCAGUGGGAUGAAGAUGAGCAGUGACAGUGACCUCAUCUCCAGUCCUCAGCUACUCACUCCGUGCGGUUCGGCCGAGUACAUGGCCCCUGAGGUGGUGGAGGUGUUUAAUGAGGAGAUCAGUGUUUACGAUAAACGCUGUGAUCUGUGGAGUCUCGGCGUCGUCCUCUACAUCCUGCUCAGUGGAUCUCCACCAUUCACGGGUCACUGCGGUACCGGGUGUGGCUGGGAUCAGGGGGAACCGUGCCACCAGUGCCAGAUCAUGCUGUUUGAGAACAUUCAAGAAGGAAAAUACGAGUUUCCAGAGAAGGACUGGGCUCACAUCUCUGCUGAGGCUAAAGAUCUUGUUUGCAAACUGUUAGUGCGGGAUGCUAAACAGCGGCUGAGUGCGGAGCAGGUCCUCGAGCACCUGUGGGUACAGGGGCAUGCUCAAAGCACAACACCGACACUGCAUUCAAGGGAAUCGUGUGUCCAGGACCUCACGUUCUUCACCGCUCAGGUGGUGGCCGUGAACCGUCAGUUGGUCCAGCGGGAACUGAACGAUGAGUCUGAGGAGAAGGAUAGGAACCAUUUUGGAUUUCGUUCCUUCCUGUUCUACCAUGCGUCUCCGAACUCGCUGCGUCUGUCACGAUUGGCUGAGCGGCGCAGGGAGAGAAGCCGUCACCUCCUCAGCCCUCUGCUCACGGUCGGAGGAGCUACCUAAUGUCCCUGCGUCAUCACGUCAGUGUGUCAAACACUGUUCCAGAUGCAUGAACUUUGUAAGCAGGACGGAAGUAAUGCGCAAUAAUAAUGCCGUCUGAUUCAAUGAGCUUACACACACACACUUCAAUGAAUGUUAAUCUCCUGACACAUAAUGUCAGAUUAUCUCCUAGUUUAAUUAGGACACGUUUUAUUUUCUUAAUAUUUAGUUCUUUUUUUAAAAAAACACAUUUUACAUCUUUAUCUUUUCUUAAUAAUAAGAAAAAGGUAAAGAUUUACAUCAGAUGUACUGCUGUGUUCUUUAUUGCUGCAUCAGGAGGCAAGAAACUUCUGGAACAUUAUUGACCCAACCAGCACUAAUUGUUUUUCAUAUGUAAAUAUAUUUAUUCUUAUUUUGUGCUCUGAACUUUUUACCUUUUGGAUUUUUUUUAUUGAUUUAAAUUUUAUAUUUGAGAUUUUUUUAUUUAGUACCAUGAGUUAAUUUAGUCUUCAUCUCUUUUGUCAGUGUUUCCAUUAUUCCAUUAUUAGGUUUUUGCCCAGUUUCCAGUAUUUGUGUCUGAUAUAAACACAAUGUCACCCACAGUAUCACUGAUGUUCAGCUUACUGUGUAGGCAUAAAAUGGAAGAGACUGAAAAAUGAAGAGAUUAUUUAUUUUUUUGUGAAUCAAACUCAUCUUUAUUUUUUGUAUUCUGGGAGAGACUUUAUUCCUUUUUUCCCCCAUUUUUCUUCAUUUAUGUCCAAUAAUUGUAUUUCAUGCUCCACUGUGCACCAGCAAGCUAUUUUUUUUUAUUUAUUUCUAUUCAUUUUAUUUUUUUUACAAAAUUAAGAGACAAAUGUUUGUCACAUUGUUGAAUUUUUGGUUAAAUGUGAUUUUUGCACAGCGACUCUCCAAAUAAAGAGCAUGAACAAUUCAAA
Molecule: messenger RNA, 2313 nt
Organism: Tachysurus fulvidraco (yellow catfish)
Lineage: Eukaryota; Metazoa; Chordata; Actinopteri; Siluriformes; Bagridae
Product: MAP kinase-interacting serine/threonine-protein kinase 2-like
Exons: 12
Coding region: 173-1402 (409 amino acids)
Biological process (GO): peptidyl-serine phosphorylation; protein autophosphorylation; intracellular signal transduction
Cellular component (GO): nucleus; cytoplasm
Molecular function (GO): calcium-dependent protein serine/threonine kinase activity; calmodulin binding; calcium/calmodulin-dependent protein kinase activity
Source: RefSeq, a predicted model, not a curated record